Messenger RNA from Protopolystoma xenopodis, 453 nucleotides. NCBI's taxonomy places the organism in Eukaryota, Metazoa, Platyhelminthes, Monogenea, Polystomatidea, Polystomatidae. The record is from the annotation of a GenBank genome assembly.
AUGCAUGCAUGCGUCUUCACAAAGUCAGUUAACCUGCUUGUUUGGACUUGUGAGCGCGUGCAGUCCUGGCUCGACUCAAUUGGCCUUAAGGAAUACGCCCCCCACCUGGGUGGCAGUGGUGUUCAUGGUGGAGUCAUCGGUCUACAUCCCGAUCUCGAUGUUUCCCAGCUAGCUCUUCUCCUCCAGAUACCAACAAGCGCCACAACAGCCCGCAACAUUCUUGCGCGUGAACUAGGGGAUCUAGUGGACCGCUUCCGCGCUAGUGUUCCCACUGCUGCAGCCACUCUUGGUCCCGCACCUCGCGUUCUGGCGUUAGAGGCAGCAGCCCGAACAAGGCAGCAACAACAGCAACAGCAGAUGCAAUCACAACGGCUGCAGCAUUCUGUCAACGAGCUUGUUGGAGAGUGUUUAAUGCCAAGCAAAGAUCCUAACGACUCCGAGGUAUUUGCCUAG